AUGGCGCCAUCCCGUGAGAAGAAGCCGCCUGCGCUGAAGCUGUUGAUGGUCCAGCUGAAGAACACCCAGACAUCCAUGGACGACAUCUGGAGAUUUGUGGAAGGCUACGAGCGGACAACAACUGCAAGUCAGGUCAACGUGCGCUUGCUGAGUGUUGAUGAGUUGUGGCAGAAGUAUGGGGAGAUUCUAGCAGAUAUUCAGGCACACGAUGAUUUCGAAGAUGAAAAUGAGGCGUUCGAUAAAGCGAGGCUAGUGUAUAGUGAUAGGUACUACUAUUGUAAGGCGUUCUUGAUGGAUAGGGCUAAGGAAUUGCAGGAUCCAAGGGAAGCCGAUCGUUCCGUACGAGCUAACGAGGCGUCAGCGCAUGGUCAUGGGACCCUAGACCAUGUACGAUUACCACAAAUCACGCUGCAGGAGUUCAACGGAGACAUCGAUGAAUGGAUUAGCUUCCGUGAUCUGUUCACUUCACUCAUACAUCGGAAGAUAGACCUGCCGGAGGUGGAAAAGUUCCACUAUUUGAAGGGAUGUCUGCAAGGAGAACCGAAAAGCCUAAUCGACUCGUUAAAAAUCACGAAGGCCAACUAUCAAAUAGCGUGGGACUUGCUGCUAAAACGAUACGACAACAGCAAGCUUUUGAAGAAGCGACAGGUGCAAGCUUUGUUCAAUUUGCCAACGCUGUCCAAGGAAUCUGUAGCGGAUCUGCACACUCUGAUCGACGGUUUCGAAAAGGUCGUGCAGAAUCUGGACCAGGUGGUCCAACCGGAAGAUUACAAGGACCUUUACUCGUUAACCUACUCACUUCUCGACUAG
Messenger RNA from Armigeres subalbatus, 810 nucleotides. RefSeq lists its product as uncharacterized. The record is from RefSeq and is a predicted model, not a curated record. Lineage: Eukaryota; Metazoa; Arthropoda; Insecta; Diptera; Culicidae. Bases 1 to 810 code for a protein of 269 amino acids. The transcript has a single exon.